Molecule: messenger RNA, 6025 nt
Organism: Syngnathoides biaculeatus (alligator pipefish)
Lineage: Eukaryota; Metazoa; Chordata; Actinopteri; Syngnathiformes; Syngnathidae
Gene: cyp27c1
Product: cytochrome P450 27C1
Exons: 9
Coding region: 3485-5107 (540 amino acids)
Biological process (GO): cellular response to peptide hormone stimulus; glucocorticoid biosynthetic process; C21-steroid hormone biosynthetic process
Cellular component (GO): mitochondrial inner membrane
Molecular function (GO): iron ion binding; heme binding; oxidoreductase activity, acting on paired donors, with incorporation or reduction of molecular oxygen
Source: RefSeq, a predicted model, not a curated record
UUCCCGCACUCUCAUGAUUCGGUUCCUGAUCUCCCGUGAACCGACUCCUGCCUGCCCACUAACCUGCCUCUCACGCUUGAUGACCUUGUUACUGCUGCUCCUGUGGACUGCCCUCUGGAUCCCCGAGACUGGACUGAAUAAAAACGUUUCCUGAACUGCCUCCACGUCUCCCGAGUUGUGCAUUUGGGUCCAACCCCGUGUUCUGGCCAUGACAGAACGAUCUGGUCAUAACAUGGACCCAGCCGACUCAGCUGUGAUCUGUCAGUCGCUGCAGAUCCAAGGCAGAUAUAUCGCUGAGCAGGAAUCCACUCUCCAGGUAACUAAUCACAGGUAACAAGAGGUAGGUGCUCGGCUCGACACCUGGUUCAGGUCCAUGUCCAGUGCUGCCGACGCCAGUCCGGCGACAGCCACCGCCGCCCCGAGCCUAAGUCUGUCCAUACCCGCUCCCCUGCCGGUCAUGGACUCCCAGCAGACAGUGUGUACGCCACUUUCCCGGCCCGAGCGGUUCUCCGGAGACCCGGGUAAUAUUAAGCCCUUCCUUGCCCAGUGUGAGCUCCAUUUUGAAUUGUAGCCCUGCGCCUUCCCCACUGACUGGUCCUGGAUAGCCUUCGUGAUAUCCCACAUGACAGGGAAAGCAGAGGCCUUGGCCACAGACAAAUGGAGCUGCGGUUCCGAUACCUGCCGCACCUGGACCUCCUUUCUGUGUGCUAUGAUGCAGGUAUUUCAAUACGCACCCCGGAACGUGAGGCAGCCGUUUCUUUGAUCUUGCUCCAGCAGGGGCAAUGCAGAGUUGUGGAUCAGACUCUUGAGUUCCGCAUCUGAGCAGCGGAGAGCCUGUGGAACGAGGGAGCACUUCUCGACGCAUUCUUUCAGGGGCUUUCACCCAGUAUUCAAGAUCACCUUGUCGCAGUGGAACUGCGCACAAACCUAGACUCUCUUGUCGCCCUUGCCCUGAGGAUUGACCAGAGGCUUGCGAUACAGGGGAGGGUCAACGCGCCACAGGGAGAUGGCUGACGGAACCAUGUACCACAGACCGGUCCAGGCUGUUGAGACUUAACCCAUGCAUGUCGAGGGGGUGCACGGCUCCCCCAAGGAGCGGCAACAAUGCUGGCGAGAGGGUCGGUAUUAUUGUGAGUGGUUGGGCCACCUCAUGGGGUCCUGUCAAGCCCCCACAACCCGCACUCAAGGCGUCAAUGUCGGUGAGUGUUAACUACACCGUGGGUGGUUCAACGCGGUCCCUGCUUCAGGUUACACUGAGCGCUAGCCGACGGUCAUGUACGGCUACGGCGUUUAUCAAUUCCAGGUUAGAGUUUCCAUGUCUUCGACUCCCAGAAUAGUGAUAUCAUAUCUGGUCGCUCCGGUAGUGCUACGGGACUCGCAACCGGAGCCGGACUUGUCGCUAGUGCCUCCCUGCUAUUCUGACUUAAAACAAGUAUUCUCUGAAGCUCCCCAGAUCACUGCGUGUCCACUCGACAUUCCAUGUGAGCCUGCUCAAGCCGGCUUGGCCAUCCCCGUUGGUCCCUCCAGCCGGUCCCCCCCCGCAUGAUUGAUGGAGGCCUAGUUUACUCCUGUCAUCCCGCCGCUGGGGGAGGGGUAUCCAGUAUCUGGUGGACUGGGAGGCUUACGGUCCCGAGGAAUGUUCAAAAAUCCUGUCCAGGUUCGUGGUCGAUCCCAACCUCAUCAGGGACUUUCACGCCUCCCACCCUGAGGCACCUGGGCCGUCUGGGGACAGCCAUUAAGAGGAUAGGGUACUGUCAAGGUCCUGCCGGUCCUUUUCCUGGCUGUGCCGGUUGCCGACACGCCACACCACACACCGGCAGCAAUCAGUCAGGCGCACACCUGCACCUCCUUAUCCGUAAUUACGAUGAAUGCAAAUAGGACGCCUCGUACAGUCUGGCUUUUACCAAAGCGUUGCCUCAUGCCUCGUUCCCGCAUUCUCAUGAUUCUGUUCCUGAUCUCCAGUGUACCAAUCCCUGCCUGCCCACUGACCUGCUUCUCACGCCUGUCGACCUUGUUACUGCUGCUCCCGUGGACUGCCUGUUUGAUCCCCGACACUGGACUGAAUAGAAACGUUUCCCAAACUGCCUUUACGUCUCCCGAGUCAUGCAUUUGGGUCCAACCCCGUGGACUGGUUGUGACAUAGAAGCAGAGGUCAAACAUGCAAACUCCUUACAGGUGAGGCUAGAUUGGAACCCAGGCCCUCAGAACUGUGAGGCAGAUCUGUUUAUCAGUUGGUCACUGUGCCCCAAUAGUCAAACCUAAUUUUCUAAACUACUGUAAGAAGAAGAAAAACACCUCAUACUAUUUCUGCCAGCAUUUCACAUGUAUGGUAUUAACUGUGAACAUCUUACAAGGUUUGGCAUAUUUCAUUUUUUUUAAUAUAACCAAGUGGAAAAUCAAACAAUGACCAAGUUGCUCAAACUUUUGGGUGAUCAAAACAAACAUUUUCACUUGGCAUAUUGGAAUACAUGAGAGCAGAGUUUGGGAUUUGUCUUCAAAUCUUUAUUUUUUUUCUUUAAAAGUCAAGACAAUUUCUUUUAAUAGAACAUCAAGAAUGACACCUCUAGUCUAAGCCUCAUGCAUUGUGCAGCGUGCCAAAGAAGUGAGCGUGGGAAAGUGUCCACCUUUGCCCAUUCAGUUUUUGCCAGACCAAGGGGUUGUGCUCUCUGUGAAUCCUGUUUUUGUGUCCCCCCUCUCCAUUCCCAGCCCUUAAAACCACGACUUGGAAUGAGUCACAGAGAUAGACUUUAAUUCACGUUUUCACAGUGAAUGCAUCACCUCACUAAGGUACACAGCAUACAUGACAGUGUGACCACUAUUCAGGUUUUAUGGCCACUUCAGGACCAAUGUUUAUGUUAAGAGCUGGUGCUUGUUUUUAAUGAAAUGAGAAUAAAGUAACCAUGCAGAUACAGCGAUGAGCUCAAACAGGACAAUAUGUUCAGCACUAUUACAAAAGCUUCCUUCAAUUUUAAUAUCCGAGUAAAAGCAAAAUGACUGCAGUCUAUACAACCGAUUCCAAGUGUCAUAAAGUGCUCGAAACACAUCCCUAAACAGCCAUUCAGCAGUCACGAGAGUGAACAAGUGGUGCUUUUUGAAAUAUACUAACACAACCAACAUGUUUCUUGGCUUUGUGAGCGUUUAAUGUUUAUACGCGACUGUGUGUGCUUGAGGGGUGAGGGUGUACACACACAUGCCGAUCGAUCGGUGUGACGUAAGCGUUUUUUUGGGCAUGUUGUAAUACGCCCUCCUUUUCCCAAAGAAAGGAUGAACCCAACAGUCUUUAGGGGGGCUGUAAGGGUACGCCCACAUCCGUAUACUGAGGUCUACCGAAGUCAACAUCCAAUCCUUUUCUUUCAUUGAAGUUGUACAAGGCACCACUUAAACCCGCGUCACCCACAACACAAGCCCACCAAGCAGCUUCACAUUGGGACGAGCACGUGCCACAUGUAAACGUCGCUUUUACGCACGGGACGCAGUCGCAAAAAUGGCCGCGCUCAAUCAUCUUGCGACAGUUUGUCUGAAGAGUCGUCUAAAUAAGCAUCUGGUGGUCACACUGCGGGCCUUGCACAAGUCGGCGGCCAGCGAGGCUUUGGGGAUCCCGGCGUCAGCGGAGGAAGAAGACGGUGUGCCUCCCGGUCUCAUCACAGCAGCUCAGCUCGCAGCCAAAAGCAGAAGAGUCAAGAGUUUGAAAGAGAUGCCGGGACCCAGCACCGCGUCCAACCUCGUCGAGUUCUUCUGGAGGGACGGAUUUAGUCGAAUUCAUGAAAUUCAGAUGGAGCACAGCAAAAAGUAUGGGAAAAUUUUCAAAUCUCGUUUUGGGCCUCAACUGGUGGUGUCCAUAGCUGGUCGUGAUCUGGUGGCUGAGGUUCUGAGGGCUGAAGGUGUGGCCCCUCAGAGAGCCAACAUGGAGUCCUGGAAAGAGUACAGAGACAUUAGAGGACGUUCAACAGGCCUCAUCUCAGCGGAAGGAGAGCAUUGGUUGAAAAUGCGAAGUGUCCUUAGACAGCUCAUCAUGCGGCCACGCGAUGUGGCAGUCUUCUCCAAUGAGAUUAACAAAGUGGUCAACGACCUCAUCAAGAGAGUUUGUAUUAUACGCAACCAGGAGGUGGAUGGAGUAACUGUAGUCAACAUUAAUGACCUCUUCUUCAAAUAUGCCAUGGAAGGUAUAGCAGCCAUUUUGUACGAGUGCCGUUUAGGCUGUCUGGAAAAUGACAUUCCUCUGGAAACUCAAAACUACAUCAGUGCACUACACCUCAUGUUCAGUUCUUUCAAGACCACCAUGUACGCUGGAGCCAUCCCCAAGUGGUUGCGGCCCAUCAUCCCCAAACCCUGGGAGGACUUCUGCUUCUCCUGGGACGGCCUCUUCAAAUUCAGCGUGAUUCACAUUGAUAAGAGGCUUGGAGAGAUCAAGGCCCAGCUUGAGCGAGGAGAGGAGGUGAAGGGAGGACUUCUCACACACAUGCUCGUCACGAAGGAGAUGAGCAUGGAGGAAAUCUAUGCCAAUGCGACAGAGAUGCUUCUUGCAGGAGUUGACACGACAUCCUUCACACUGUCGUGGGCCAGCUACCUGUUAGCACGGCACCCUCAAAUCCAAGAGCAAAUAUAUACGGAGGUUGUGAGGACUUUGGGACCUCGAUCUGUAGCUGUGGCCGAAGACAUACCUCGCCUGCCUCUUAUCAGGGGCCUGGUCAAAGAGACUCUCAGGCUUUUUCCAGUUCUCCCAGGCAACGGACGGAUUACCCAGGAUGACUUGGUGGUGGGUGGAUACUACAUCCCCAAAGGGACUCAGUUGGCUCUGUGUCACUACUCGACUUCCUUGGAUGAGGAGAACUUUUCUGAUGCUUUGGACUUCCGACCAGAUCGUUGGAUCAGGAAAGAUUCCUCAGAUCGCGUUGACAACUUUGGCUCCAUUCCCUUUGGCUAUGGCAUCAGGAGCUGCAUUGGCAGGAGAAUAGCUGAGUUAGAAAUGCAUCUAGUUCUGACCAGGCUCAUCCAAAGGUUUCACAUUGGCACUUCUCCUGUCACUGGUGACGUGAAGGCCAAAACCCAUGGUCUCCUCUGCCCCGCAAGCUCCAUCCACCUGCAGUUCAUUGACAGAGAAAAUUAGGUGAAAUUUUGUCUCUGUAAGGUCUACUGUAGUUUACUUUUUCCAUUUUACAAAGACAUAAAUGCCAUCCGACGUUUCUGCUGAUGUUGUACUUGGGCAACAAAUGAAGGACACACAGCAUGCUGGACCAAUAAUAAAAAGUCAAAUACUGGAGCUUUUUUUACGUUUGUCCAAUUUAAAUCUAACCACUGCAGUUUUCUUGAGCUGUGACUCCUAUCAUUUAUCGUAUUAGUUGUUAAAAACAAUGACAACAGAAUGAACUGUAACCUACAUAAUCACAUUGUACCCUUGAAAAAUCACUCUUGUAUGUUAUCAUUUUCACUUUCUUUUCACAUACUGUAUAAUAUUUUCAAAACAACGGGUUUCACGAUGAAUGUUGAUGGUAAACCAGAAUGUAUUGAAAAUUGACUUUUUUCACAAGCGUAUGUUAUCUUAUUUUUCUGACUGUAUUCCAAACUACAUUUUUUUCAACCAAGUACCUAUUAUUUUUAAUUAGUUUUUCAUUCAGAAAAGGUUAAUCAGUCCACUGUUAUGUGUAUUUGUACUGUAUAUGAAAAUGAAACUAAUAUCUAAUUGCAUAAUAGAUGGAAGUUAUUUGUAGGAAUCACAAAUGUGAGGCAAAUACAUGUAGGAAGAUUAUGUUUUUGUAUUCACUGUAUUAAUUGUUUAGUUUUUUAAUGAAUGGGUAAUUUUGUAUUUUUAGAGAUAUGUAACAAAGGAAGGGAUUGAGAUUCAGAUCCAGUUUGCAUGGAAGAAAAUAGAACUGUUUUAUGUAUUUGUUUAUGUAUUUACUCAUCGUUAUUUUUCCUGACUAUUCUUACUGUAGUUUCAGUAAAACUGGAAAGGAUAAAUAUAAUCUAAUUUUGAUUUGAAAAAUGAUUUGUACUUUAAUAUUUUUAACAGAAGUAUACAUUUUUA